Plasmodium gonderi is the source of this 4248-nucleotide messenger RNA. Its product is annotated as serine/threonine protein kinase. Gene Ontology annotation, cellular component: nucleus. Gene Ontology annotation, biological process: intracellular signal transduction; peptidyl-serine phosphorylation; chromosome segregation. The coding region runs from base 1 to 4248 and encodes 1415 amino acids. Gene Ontology annotation, molecular function: protein serine/threonine kinase activity; ATP binding. The record is from RefSeq and is a predicted model, not a curated record. The transcript has a single exon. NCBI's taxonomy places the organism in Eukaryota, Apicomplexa, Aconoidasida, Haemosporida, Plasmodiidae.
AUGAAAGAUGAAAACGAAGAUAAUUUAUCAAGAAGCUUUUUAAAGCAAAGAAUAAAAAAUGUGAAAAAUAUUUUAAUUAAGGAAAAUGAAAUGCCUAAAAUUGAUCAAAUCUUCAAGUAUGAAUUGAAAACAAAUUACACAGAAAUAGAUGAUUUAUUACAUUACUUGAAUGGUAUUAUAUACAAAAAUAUAGAUACAUUUCAGAAAUUAACCUUGUUAUAUUCGUAUGACGACAAUAAUGAUUACAGCAAUUCAAAUAUUAAGCAAAAUACUUUUGUAUACCUAUUGAAACAGAAAAUUAAAUUUAGAGACAAACAUAAAAACAAAAAUUAUGUAGAUUAUUUAAAAACAAACCCGUUAAUUUUUGUAGAUACACUUAACAAAUUAUUAAUAAUACCAGGCAUCAGUUUCGAAUUUAAGGUUUACAAUUAUGAUGAAAAGGUCAAUAAAUAUUUUGUUAGAAAAUCAGAUAUUAAAAGCAAUACAUUAUACAAUCCAUGCUUCAUUAAAUUGCAUAAUGAUCGUUUUAAAAGUAUCGUCAAAGUUAAUCGAAAAACAGACAGAAAUGGCAAAAAGAAUGGUAAAAAAUAUGAUAAGCAACCUGAUAAGCCACACGAUAAAAAAAGUAUAAGACAAAGUGAACAGCAUAUUGAAAACUAUUUUGCAAAAAAGAAUUCUUUGUCCAACACCAAAAAAUUAAAAACGAAUUUGGUUCCUAAAGAAGAAAAUAAUUCUGUGAAUGAAUUAAAUGUUCAUAGCCAGGAAUACUGUAACAAUGAAAUUAAACACAAAGUUGACGUUUUCCGUAUUAAUGAUAAUUCAGAAAAGAAGAAAAAUGGCGAAAUAUGCGAUCACAUGGAACAAAAUGAUGACAAAAAUUUCAAUAAUAACAAUGUUGAUCAAAAAAAUCUUGCAAAUAAAAUGGAACGGAGAAAACGAAAGAGCCUUAACACGAUCUCCAUCCCCAAAGGUAAUAAUAAUACUAAUUAUAACAAAAAGCAUAAAAAUAAUAAUGUUAGCAACCUUAUAAAUAAGAUGUACAACGAUAUUUCACUCCCUAAUGGACUAAAAGGAAAGGGGGAACAGAUGGAAGUAACCACAGUUGACGAAUGUAAAGAAGAGCAACAAGAGAAAGAACAAGAAGAAGAAGAAGAAGAACAACUAAAACAACAACAACAACUAGAACAACAAGAACAAGAUCAGGAAGAGAGUUAUGAACAUGAAGAAGAAGAGUAUGAAAGUAGCUGCAAUAACGACAGGGAUAGCAACAAAAGUACGCAUUUCUUUUACGACUUGGUUAACGAGUAUGAAAUAUACAUAAACAAUGUCAAAUGUUUUAUAAUUUUUGAUUUAAAGAGUUGUUAUAAAAAUUUGAAUAUUAUGAAAAAAUUAAAAAAAAAUUUAGAAGAAUUGAAAAAACCAAAUAAUGUUUUCAAAGAAAUAAUAAACAAAAAAACAUUCAAGUCAUCCAGAGAUAAAAUUGAAUUUAUAAAACGAUUUAAAAAAAUGAUUAUUCCAAAUUUUAGAAUAGAAAAAAUUAGAAAGCAGAGAAACCAUUUAAUUAUUAUUGAGUUAAUGUCUAAGAUACAAAACAGUUUAAUAAUAAAAAGAUUGUAUCAAGAAUUAACUAACAAAGUAAAUUUAGACGAUUUAAUAAAAAACACAGUUCAAAUUUUUGCUAGAUCUGUAGAAAAAAUUAAAAAUGAAAAUAUUAAGAAAUUUUAUUUAAGCAUGAUUAAUACCUAUUUUCAAAAUAAAAAUUUAUCUGUUAUCGACUUUAAAAAUUUAAUCCAAUUAUUUAAGAAAAAAGAAGAAAAACAAAAAAACGAGGAGUUUUAUAAUUUGUUUCAAAACGAUCUAAAUUAUUUAGAAAAAAAUAAAAAACAGUGUGAAGAAAUAGAUGCAAAAAUUAACUCCUUAAAAUAUUUAAUAUUGGAAUCUAUAUUAAAAGAAAAACAAUUAGAAAGAUCAGUAAAUAGACUACUUUUAAAUCAUGAACAAUCAAAAUAUGGUUAUUUUUAUAAAGUUGACCAGAGUGAUGAUAACACUUUAGACACUACUGAAUAUGGAAAACUACUGGAAAACUUUUCCAAAGAGCCAGUAAAUUUUUAUACCAUUCUAAAUAAAAGAAACCUCGACAAACAUGCAUAUCAUGACAUAAGAAAUUUUAAUUACAAAAGAAAAAAUGAAGAUGAAGCUUUGAAGCACGAUGCAACAACCUCAAGUCACAAUCAAGCAAAUAAAAGUAUCAGAAAUUCCUGUGAAGGCUGCAAAUUAAAAACUCAAGGCGACGAAGAAAAUCAAAGAACAGAUAAAAAUAAAAAAAAUGAGUGCUUAAAUUCAGUAGAUAAUAAUGAAAAUUGUGAAAAUAAUUCAUUAUGUAACGCAAAUAAGCCUUUAGAAAAUCAGUGUGCAAAUAAAGAGGAAACGAAUAAAAAUGGGGAUAAUGUUGAGGACACUCAUGACGCUGUUUAUCAAAAAUAUAAAAAUGAAAAAAAAACAGAAUCUCAUAAAUGCAACAAUCAGGAAGAAUAUUACAAAUGCAAACUUAAAAAAAUAAAGGAUGAUGAUAAAAAUCUAGCAAAGAAGGACGAUAUUAUUAUAAUGGAAAAAUACAAAGAUCAAUAUGAUAAGAAAAUAAAUUGUUGCAAAAUUAUUGAAAACAAAAAUACGCAGAAUUCUGUCACAACAAAUAAUUAUUUAAAAAAAAGUACAACAAGCAAAGAGGAUAAUAUAAAAAAGAUAAAAAGGGAUACUGCAAAAAAUUACAUAAAUAAGUGCGCAAAAGAAUCAAUAUAUAAAAAGUCGAACAGUUCUGAAAACAGAAAACAACCGAAUUUAAAAGAAAAAUAUAAAAAUGAUGAAGAAGAAAUUCCAAGUGAGUAUGAAAGCGAAUACGAAAGAGACAUCAUUAGGUCAACAUGUGAAAAAAAAAAAUUCAUAUUUGCCAAAGAAAAACAGGAAAAAAUAAAUAACGAAAUAUUUUACAAGGUAUUUGAACAAUACCCAUAUAGCUUUUUUUCCAAAUCUGUCAAAAAUUAUAAUUUAAUUUUAAAUGAAAAUAAGGAAGAAUCUGAAUUAUCAUGGCUAACAAUGCUAAAAAAAAAAAAUCACAAUAAAUCUAUUUUACCUCCAAGCAGAGACACAUUUAGAGACGGCACUCAUUUUUCUAAUUGUCGUGCUACGGAACACACGUUAAAAUUUUUUUUGUCACUUUUGUCCCUAUUAACAAAGGGUGAAAUUGACAUAAAUUUAAAACAAUACCUGAAAAAAAAUAUUCAAUUUUUAAACACUGAACUAUUUAGUAUGAAACUAAAUUUAGAUAAAAAAAGAGCCAUACUUGAAAAACGAUUAGACCAUUUUAAUUUUCAGGAAAACUCCGAAUUUUCCUUUUAUAAUCCAUUAAAAAUGAAUAUACGUAUGAUGAAUUUAAUUGGAAGAGGGGGAUUUGCUGAAGUAUGGGAAGUUUUUGAUUCUAUAAAUUUAGAAAUAUACGCAGCGAAAAUUCAUAAAAUUGAACCCAGCAUGACAAACGAAAUCAAAAAUAAAAUAAUUCAAAGAGCAGAAAAUGAAAUAAAUAUUCAUAUCCACUGUCAUAGACAUAUUUUUAUUGUAAAAUUAGAAUUUUUUUUUGUUUUUGGAUCUGCAACAAACUUACUAGUGGGAAUGGAAUUAUGCGAUAUAGAUUUGGAUAAAUAUAUUAAAUAUCAUGGUCCAAUUAAUGAACUUUUAGCUUUAUGUUGGAUUAAACAAAUAUUACUUGGUUUAUUAUAUAUGAAAACUUUGCCCACAGGAAAAGUUCAUCAUUGUGAUUUAAAACCAGCUAAUCUGUUAAUAAAAGAUGGAAUUAUUAAAAUAUCUGACUUUGGAUUAGCUAAACUCAUCUUACCAGAUACAUAUCAAUACUAUAACGGCGGUGGGACAUUGUAUUAUCAACCACCCGAGUGCUUAAAAAACAAAAAAAAUAUACCUAUCACGGACAAAAUUGAUAUAUGGUCAUUAGGAUGUAUUUUGUAUGAAAUGCUUUUCUGUGAAAGACCUUUUCAAUUUAAUUAUCUUGAAAAAUGUUCAAAAGAGUUAUUAGUUAAUAAAAUGAAAAGAGGUUUAACUUAUCCAAAAAUUAAUCAACAAAUUUCAGAAGUAACCCUAAAUUAUAUACAGUACUUACUAAAUUUUGAUUAUGAGUUUAGGCCCUCCAUAGAGGAGGCCUUGAGCUAUCCUAUAUUUAAUUUUUUUCGUAUACCUUAA